CUGUAUUGCAGGAAUGUCAUAAUCACCCAGAAUGUGUGGGAAUUCGUAAAGCAGAAGUCUAUCUCAACCUACAAAAAGCUGAACAAGUUUGUCUAUGAAGAUAAAGAUCCUCGAUUCGCUGUUUUCAUGAGCGAAUUUCAUCAUAAAACAUUCGUGCGUCAGGAGAUUGGCCUUAGUGAUGCGCUCAGACGGGAAAGGGUGCUUCACGUCUGCGCCAACUACUUGAAAGACCAUUGGGCGAAGUAUAAUAUUGUCCCAGUUGUUCUCUGUGCCGAAGAAGACGUUUUGGCAAGGUUGCAAAGCAACUACGACAUGACUUUUACUAUCAAGCAGUAUGUUGCAGGCAUGAAAGAUCCAAGAAAACAAGAAAUUUUGGAUAGUAUGGCUGCGUAUGACUCCUCAAGUGCUGGUGGAAAAAUAAUCUUUGAGAACUACCUGUCUCAUGACGAGAUCACUGAAGGCAUUGCUCGUGGUGUGAUCAAAAAGGGAACUUUCGCAGUUUCACGGGAGAACUAUCGCGAAGCUUAUGUUAUGGUAGACUCAAGCACUAUGACUUCCUGGUUCAUUCAAGGAACUAACUGCAAUAGAGCCAUUGAUGGUGAUAUUGUUGCAGUACAACUGUUACCUGAGGAUGAGUGGACUUUACCAGAGAAGAAAGUUUGCCUACGUGACGUCGAAGAUAUGGAGUUAAAAUCCAGUGAUUAUGAAGCCGAAGAAUCAGACGAGGAUGUGCCCAAGGUGAAACGAGCAAAAAUCGCUCCCCUUCCCACGGCUAAGGUUGUAGGAAUAAUGAAGCGAAAUUGGAGGCCAUAUUGUGGCAUUUUGAUGCGUAGCCAGCUCAAAAGUGCUCGGCGUCAUCUUUUUUGUCCCAGCGACCGACUUAUCCCGAGGAUUAGGAUUGAAACUGAGCAGGCUGACAUUCUUGAAAGUCAGAGGAUUGUGGUUAGUAUUGACCAAUGGCCUCGUGACAGUAGAUAUCCGCUUGGACAUUAUGUGCGUGCGCUUGGCAAAAUUGGUGAUCAAGAAAUUGAAAAUGAGGUUCUGUUGCUGGAACACGAUAUUCCACACGCUCCUUUUUCGGAUGCUGUGUUGGAAUGUUUACCUGGAGAAAACUGGAAACCAGAUUUGCAACCACCACGUAUUGAUUUGCGACACCUUACUAUAUGCUCGGUCGAUCCACUAGGUUGCACUGAUAUUGAUGAUGCCUUGCAUUGUCGCCCUCUUGAUAACGGAUUCUUGGAAGUUGGAGUGCACAUAGCUGAUGUGACACACUUUGUCAGAAGUGGUACCGCAAUCGACGAAGAAGCUGCGAGUCGAGGAACUACUGUUUAUCUAUGUGAUCGAAGGAUUGACAUGUUACCUGCCAUGCUCAGUAGUAAUCUUUGCUCACUGCGUGGUGGUGAAGAAAGGUAA
Messenger RNA from Cylicostephanus goldi, 1413 nucleotides. Lineage: Eukaryota; Metazoa; Nematoda; Chromadorea; Rhabditida; Strongylidae. The record is from the annotation of a GenBank genome assembly.